This is a messenger RNA of Chilo suppressalis (striped riceborer), 4506 nucleotides long. The record is from the annotation of a GenBank genome assembly. NCBI's taxonomy places the organism in Eukaryota, Metazoa, Arthropoda, Insecta, Lepidoptera, Crambidae.
AUGACGAUACGAUUCUUCAUAGCUCCAGCAAAUUGCCUCUUCAUCCAGGCAGUAUUCGGAGACAAGUUGGUUACGUCAUUUCUUUUCGAAGCAGACUACACGGACGAGCCGCGGCUACCCAGUCCGGAGCAGCUCAAAUACAAGGUGCUUAUAAAGAAUAAAAAAUUGACCCCAAUUGAGGCUAGUCCCACUGUUGGGCUAACCGGAGCAAGCUCAGCACAAGGCUAUGGAGGAGUGCUGGCCAGCGCCUUUCGGUCCAAUGGUAUCAGACAAACGUCAGCAUCACUGCCGGAGCAGAGCAACCGUACCAGUUCCAUCAUGUCCAACCAGUCUGCAGGCAGCUCCCUCACAGAGUACUUCUCCGAUGAGGACUAUGAUGAAGAUGAUGAAGAGUUAGACGAAAAGGAACUUCACAAGAUCUUGAACUCCAUGGAGGACAAAUGCGGUCGGACGUCUCUUUCCUUCUACCAAAGCUUUCGAAGGAGUGAGGGGGACAGCGAGACAGUAUCGGGUAGCGUGAAACAGGCGAACACCAGGAAAAGGAACAACCAGAUCGCGAGGGAGCUCAGCGACAUGGUGACUUAUGUACAGGCAAUAAAGUUCCGCGGCCUCAAUCCUCUAUCGCCGCGCAGCAGCGUGCGGCAGGCGCAGACGGGCGCGGCGACGCGGGACAGCGCGCCCUGCAGCAGCUUCGAGUCUUCGGAGAGCAGCGACAGUGCUGGCACCCAAAUCGCCCAGCAGUCCCAGGGCUCCACGAGAGGGCGAUGUUUGAACGUGCCAGCGGUCCAUCAUCCUUGCUACCGCUGUUCUUCAGUUAACGAAGCGAUAGGCAAGAAAAUAUGCAGGAAACACCCCAGGGCUUUGAUAGCCCAUACUGAAACACAACUUGUUAGAACUUACCCCGCCGGCCUAAGGAUAGACUCGUCCAACUUCGACCCGGUAGUAUUCUGGUCCUGCGGGGUCCAAUUAGUGGCCUUAAACUACCAGACGGAAGACGCGGCGAUGGCGGUUAACGCCGCCAUGUUUGAGGACAAUGGAUGCGUCGGAUAUGUGCGCAAACCACCGGUGAUGUGGGACCUGACACAUAUAGCUUAUAGACGAUUCAACCCAAUGGACAAAGAAUUCGACGGUAUACACGCUGCUCAUCUGACUCUGGCUGUGAUUUCGGGACAAUAUGUGGCAGAGAAUGUUUAUUCUUUCUACAACGCUUUUGUCGAAGUGGAGAUACUAGGAGUACCGGCUGAUUGUAAGAAGAUAAGAACGAAAGUCGCGAGAAGAAACGCUCUAAAUCCAAUUUGGAAUGAGACAUUUAAUUUCAAGAUAAACUUUCCAGAGCUCGCAUUUGUUAGAUUCGAAGUAUACGACGCAGACACUAACUACAUGCUGUCGCAGAGAGUGAUUCCUCUACAAUGUCUCAGGCCUGGCUACAGACAUGUGCGAUUGAGGUCUCCAACGAAUCAACCUCUAAACAUGGCUUCCCUACUCAUCUUCUCCCGCUGCUGCGAAGAAUUGGCGGGAGAGUCUUGCCGUGGAGACCUGGAGCCAGCUUCACCUCUGGACAGAAGGAAGAUACACUUCCUAGUCGUGUACGCUGUGGCCAGACACGAACCUUACUCCAUAUUGAAGGUCACCCAGGACACGACGGCUAACGAGGCCAUAGCGCAGUGCCUUACCAAGGUCGGGGUCUGCCGCUCAUCCCGGGGCAGUUAUGUGCUGGUGGAAGAGUUACAGUCGCGGACCCCGACGCAACGAGUGUUGGCCCCACAUGAACGGGUCCUAAGGGCGGCUACAGCUCGGCCCGGGGCGAGAUUACUACUGAAACGGGUCGGAGACGACCCGAGUAGUCGCGCCUGGCUCACUAGUAUAAGGUCAGCCUCAACCGACAGGUCACGCGACCGCUCAGUGCCUUCAGACGAGGAGUCCAGCACGCAGGACGACGAGCCCCGGCGCCCGCCCGACAGCUUCCUGGUGUGCGUGCACAACGUGUCGCACGAGAUCCCGUACGCUAUCCUGAAGGUACCUCUUAGCGCCACAGCAUCAUACGUCGUAUACCAAGCCCUGACGAAGGCGAGAUGUCAAGAUGACCCGAAAAGAUUUGUAUUGGUAGAAGAAUUGGAGUGGGGAGGGCGAGCUGGCACCGGACCUCAACAGAGGGCGCUGGCGGAUGACGAAGUUGUUUAUACUGCUCAGGCAGGCUGGAAGACUCUGGGCCGGUUCGUCCUUCAAGAGAAAGGCAGCUCUGUUCCCGUGCCGAGGCACCGCGCCGCCAUAGCCAGGAUACAGCGGGGACUUAGCAUGACACGGGGGGCUAUCACAGGUGGUUCGCCAUUCCCUCUAGGCGGUUUCAGUUGUGAAAAUCCUGAAGGGAAACCACCAGUGCAACCGCCAUACACCGACCCCCUACAAAGCAGAAGAAUGUCGUCAACUCCAUUGGGUAAAGGAAUUGGACGAGCGAAAGGACACUCUGACAAGGACAUGAGGGCUUACAUGCAGAAAAGAACAGCAGCAAGAGAGGUGCAUUCCGAAGGCGAGGCGACUACUGGGAUGGGUGGGUCUUUGGGGGCGGAAGCUUUAGCAGCUCAAGUGGCUCGCUUCAAGAGAGUUUUCCGCCGGCUAGGCAACAGAUUAGCCAACCACCGGGCCUCUCUCUCAUCAGAGCUAGGCUCCUUAUGGGAUUUCAUCAGAAUAGACAAGGACAGAAGACGAUCCGCCCCCGCUGGCACCGAUACCUACGAACCCAUCCAUUCCGACUCCAGAUCCCCCGUAAGAUUAGCCAGAGACCUCCUCCAAGUCGUGCAAGAAACUGUCUUGAGAAGAUUCGAUGAAACACCCAAAAGGUGUCCUCUAGUCAAAGAAGAAUCGGACUUAACCAGCUCAGAUGAUGAAGAAGGCGACAAAAGAAUAGCCAACCUCAUAGACUUCUUCUUCACAAUAGUCAAAAGCCAGAAGGAUGAGAGGAAAGGCAGCGGUGGUAGUUGUUUCAGAAGAGACAGCAGUCCGACGGAAAACAAACUGGAAACUUACGUACCUACCAAAGUUAAUACGGAACUGGAACAGAAAAUGGAGACUCUUAUCGAAUUCCUAGCUUCAUCCGGGUGUAUGGAUAAAGAGGAGAAUUCGUGUAAAGAAGACAAGAAGAUAACUCUGAUGGAGUUCCUCUUCGGUCCAGAGGAAGGAAAGUGGAUAGAAAAACCUGUAAUUGAAAUCAGGACUGAAUCUGACUUCAAUAAGGGCAUCAGCCUUUCCGAAUCAAAUAUCAAUGUCAAAGACUUGUCUUACAUUGACGAGACACCCGAUGAAGAAGGCAAUGAAACCCUAGUCGAGAUGCUUAUAAAAUACAUGGAACACUACGGGAGUAAAGACAAAGCAUUGCAAUAUAAAUCUAUGUCUGUCACUCCGUCAUUAUCGGAGAAAUCCAAGUCAGAUGUGACUAUCAGUAAAUUGGAAACGUUCAGCGAUAUGAAUAAAACGAAAUCAGAUUCGACCUUAACGCAUACUCAAGACACUGUAAUAGAAAGAGGCGAUGACAGGUCCGAUAAGUCUUACAGUAGAAGAAUUUCUGAAACCGUAGUUGACUUGAGUCAUGUAAAAGACGAUUUGGAAGAUAUAUUCGAUGAGGCACUGGACAAAGUGUAUGCUAUACACAACAUAGUGAGAGAAGACGAUACAAUGACCGACCAAGAAGACAUGGAGAACUUCACAGCGUAUACUAAACCACCUAUUUUGCAAUACAUCCAGUAUUUGCCGUUCAGCGUUGAAUUAUCUGAUAUCAUGGAGGAAGACGAACCAUCUUCUAGAGGAUUGGAAAGGAAGAUGUCAAGUGACGAAAGAUUAGCGAAUGCCAGACAGUGUGCUGAAGAGUUACUUAAGUACAUAGAAAUGAAAAUCGAAGAGCAUUUCGAUGAUGAAAUAUCAUCGGAAGACAGUAGAGAGUUCGAUAUCAGUUCUAGUUUGAAGAGAUCGUCUAUUAGUUUAAUUGAUCUGAGGAACAUACCCGAUUUACCGCCUAGUAUGAUGCUAAAGCCUAAAGUAAUCAAAAUAGAUCGAUCUACAUCAACAACAGAAAUAUCAGACUCAAUAUCGGACUUAUCAAGAAGGAUAGACUCCGCUUGCAUGACUGAAGAUACAACAUUAUCAUCGAGCUCCGAAAGGAACGAGAGAGCUCUAGAAAAAAUCGAAUCUUUGCACAAGUUCUUUUCGAAGUCGCGUCUGGAAAUUAUAGAUGAAAUCUUCGAAGAUAACGGUGAAAGACUUAGAAGUCCAAAAAAGUGUAAAAAUAUUGAGGUGAGUUGCACAGAAAAUGACCAAAAAGCCGGUCAAGCUAGCUUGGACGAUGUCGAAGAUUUGCAAGAUGAUAACGAUGCAGUUAAACAUGAAAACGAUUCUAAACUUAACGAGACUCACGUGGGAAUACAAGAAAUGGAAACAGAUGAACUAAAAUACGAACAAGUAGAGGAAAUGGAAUGUGGUAGCGAUAAUAUUUCCCACGAAAACUACGAGUAUUAA